AUGCCAAGAGGUAGCCCAGAAUGGCAAAGUGCCAAGCCUUUGCUUGAGCAAGAUUACCUUGCUGUAGAAGGUAUAGUGGACAUGACCCCCGAUCAGGUCAUUGCCCUCCGCCCAGAAAUCUACGGGAAAGUUAAGAGGACCAACUUUGUCAACAACUGGAAAACCUUGAAGGAGCGCAUGAAGGCUAACAAAGACAACCCCCAACAGGGGCGACGAAAGAAGGCAUCAGGGCCAACAGCCUGGGAAAUUGCAAAAAAGCUGCUUGAAGAAGACUACGAUUCAGGAAAAGCGACUGCAGACAUGACAUAUGAUGAAGUAGUUGCUCUGCAAAAAACAAUCUAUGGAAAAGUUCCAAAGACAAACUUUGUUAACAAUUGGAGAAGUCUCAAGAAUCGUAUCAACACAGAAAAGGCUUAG
Molecule: messenger RNA, 417 nt
Organism: Cylindrotheca closterium
Lineage: Eukaryota; Bacillariophyta; Bacillariophyceae; Bacillariales; Bacillariaceae
Source: the annotation of a GenBank genome assembly